This is a messenger RNA of Pyrus x bretschneideri (Chinese white pear), 1025 nucleotides long. RefSeq lists its product as uncharacterized. The coding region runs from base 107 to 745 and encodes 212 amino acids. The record is from RefSeq and is a predicted model, not a curated record. NCBI's taxonomy places the organism in Eukaryota, Viridiplantae, Streptophyta, Magnoliopsida, Rosales, Rosaceae. The transcript is spliced from 2 exons.
ACUAAUGGCUUUAAAACCAAGUCCCAAACUUCCUUCCCCAAAAGUAAGAAUUCUUAAAGCGACCAAGACGAAAAGGAAAGCCUGAAGCUUUGAGCUACAGAGAAAAAUGGGGAUUUCCGAUUACAUCUCCGGGACAACCGAUUCGCUGAAACGGAACGCUCCGGGUCUAACUGCCGUCAAAAACGUGUGCUCCACAGCUUACGGUUACGGGUCGGGUGCCGUUACCCAAAUCGACAACGCCGUCAGGGGUAGCUUGAACCAUUAUUUGGGGGACGCGGAAGGCCGGGCCAAGAUCGUCCGGUUCAGCUCCAGCAUCGCUAAACACACAGCGUUGGAGAGCCUCAAAACCGUCCCAGGUUACAAAAUUGUUAAGAGAUCAAUCAGUGACUUAAAUGAGUCCGAUAAACAAGAAGAGAAUGUGAAGGCAACGCAGGCUGAUCUACACAGAUUGAAGAAAGAGUUAAGUGAAUACAAGAAAGUACAUGAGCUAGCAGUGGUUAUGAAGGCAUUGCAGGCCGAUGUACUCAGAUUGGAGAAAGAACUCAGCGAAUACAGGAAAUCACACGAGCAAGUUCAGCUAGAUAAGCCAAGUGCGGAUUUGAAGUCACCAAACACAGCCAACAUUCAUUCAGUUGCCAAUCAGAAAGCAGAAGACGUGAUCAGAGUCUUUAUGAUGAAGGAGUUACUGGGCAGGCAAUUUUUGGAUGAUCUAAUUGCUUUUCGCGGGUCACCUACAAAGAAGUAGAAAAGUGUCAGGUACUAAGUGGAUAAUAUAAGUGGAGCGAUGAUCGUUAUCUGUCAUGAAUAUUUGCCUUGUUUGAAGCUUUGUGAAUAGGUUUGCUUGCUCUGUGUGAUGAUUCCCUCUGUGUGCUUCGGCAUCCGUUUUGUAACUUUUGUUUGGGGUCUCGCCCUAGACUUGAGAUGUGGUCCAUUGGAUGUGGCGCAUUCGAGAUGAUAUGUGCUGCUAAUGUACUAGUAAGAAAGCAGCCUUUUGCAUUGUCAAAUCCAGUGGCCCUGUUUGUAAA